This is a messenger RNA of Sorex fumeus (smoky shrew), 2283 nucleotides long. RefSeq names its product KIAA1958 ortholog. The coding region runs from base 118 to 2268 and encodes 716 amino acids. The transcript is spliced from 4 exons. The record is from RefSeq and is a predicted model, not a curated record. Lineage: Eukaryota; Metazoa; Chordata; Mammalia; Eulipotyphla; Soricidae.
CCCCGGCCCGCCCCGUCCAGCCCGGCCCGCCCGGCGCCCCGCAGGCCCCCGCGCCGCCCGCGUGCCUAUGGACAGACGCACGGACACCUGCAGGGAAGACACUGCUGAUCCUGUAACAUGGAGGAUUGCCUUCAUACCUCAUCGGAGAAUCUAUCCAAAUUGGUCAGCUGGGCCCACAGCCAUGGAACCAUCUGCAGCCUCAUUCCAAACUUGAAACAUUUGCUUUCGGAAGGUUCUCAUGGGAACCUCACAGCAAUGUGGGGCUGUAGCGCUGGCCAUGCUUACCACUGGCCACUGACGGCUACUUGCAGAGCUGGGUCCCAAGAAAGGGUCUGUUUCCAGGAUAAUAGAAGUUUUAAUUCUGAUAGUCCCAGCAUCAUCGGGGUACCCUCAGAGACACAAACUAGCCCUGUGGAGCGGUACCCUGGGAGAGCAGUGAAAGCAAAACUGGACUGCAAUCGGACCAGAGACUCCUGCGACUUCUCUUACUGCAGUGAGCCCUCCGAACUGGACGAGGCCGUCGAAGAGUAUGAGGAUGAGAACACCCUGUUCGACAUGGUUUGCGAAUCUUCUGUCACGGAUGAAGAUAGUGAUUUUGAACCCCAAACCCAGAGGCCUCAAAGCAUUUCUCGCAAAAGGCCUGGAAUAAUCCCAUCAACUCUUCAUUCCAGCUCCCAGACUCAGCUGGUUGACGACUGUAGCAAUGAUGUCAUCAUUAAGAAAAUAAAACAGGAGAUUCCAGAAGACUAUUACAUCGUGGCAAAUGCCGAGCUGACGGGAGGGGUCGACGGGCCUGCCCUGUCGUUGACGCAGAUGGCAAAACCCAAGCCUCAGACUCAUGCUGGUCCCUCUUGCGUGGGGUCUGCUAAGUUGAUUUCCCACGUAGCAUCUGCCAUCAGCACAGAGCUCGACCCACAUUGCAUGUCUGCAUCCCCAUCGGUGAUGUCCAGACCAAUCGUCCAAAAGACUGCCAGGGUGUCUCUUGCUUCUCCAAAUAGAGGACCCCCUGCUGGCCACGGCAAUAGCCAACAGGUGUCCAUGCAGAUGCCCGUGAGCACGUCCCAUCCCAACAAACAGAUCAGCAUCCCUCUGUCUGCCCUGCAGCUGCCUGGACAGGAGGAGCAAGUUGCUUCUGAAGAGUUCCUGCCUCAUCUGCCCAGCCAGGUCUCCUCCUGUGAGGUGGCGCUUUCCCCCUCUGUCAACACCGAGCCAGAAGUGAGCUCCAGCCAGCAGCAGCCCCCCGUCGCUCCAACCAUCACCACAGAGGCCACGGCACAGUGUAUACCAGCCUAUUCUACCAAACUCAACAAAUUCCCUGUGUUUAACAUGAAUGAUGACUUAAAUGACCUCUGCACCAGUGCAGUCAGCCCAAAUACAACCAAAGCCACGCGGUACGCCCUGAAUGUGUGGCGGUAUUGGUGUAUGACCAACGGGCUCAAAGACCACACAGACAUCACCAAGAUCCCCGCAGUGAAGUUGAACGAGCUGCUCGAGAACUUCUACGUCACCGUGAAGAAGAGCGACGGCUCCGACUUCCUGGCCACCUCCCUGCACGCCAUUCGCCGAGGCCUGGACCGCAUCCUGAAGAACGCAGGGGUGGGCUUCUCCAUCACCAGCAGCACCUUCAGCUCCUCCACCAAGAAACUCAAGGAGAAGCUGUGGGUGCUGAGCAAGGCGGGCAUGUCGGGCGCCCGUUCUCGCAACAUCGUCUACUUCUCCCUGUCGGACGAGGAGGAGAUGUGGCAGGCGGGGUGCCUGGGCGACGACAGCCCCAUCACCCUGCUGUCCACCGUGGUCAAGUACAACAGCCAGUACCUGAACAUGCGGACCCUGCAGGAGCAUGCCGACCUCAUGUACGGUGACAUCGAGCUGCUCAACGACCCGCAGAACCAGCCCUACUUCGCCCGGACGGACAGUGUCAAGCGGGAGAGUCGCAGCGGCUCCACGCGCGUCUGCCACGGGAAGAUCUACCACGAACACUCUCGGGGCCACAAGCAGUGCCCUUACUGCCUCCUCUACAAGUACAUGUACAUCCACCGGCCCCCGACCCAGAUGGAGGCCAAGUCGCCUUUCUACCUGACGGCCAGGAAGGAGGCCACGGACAUGGGCAGCGUGUGGUACGAGGAGCAGAGGAUGGGCCUGCGGUCUCUCCGGGGCAUCGUCCCCAACCUCGCCAAGAAGGUCAAGCUGGAAAACUGCGAGAACUUCACCUUCGUGUCAUUUACUCAGGUGUCCCGGAGGCUGGGCUCCCACAGCUGCUGCCAGUGAGCCCUCCCCGGCCCG